Messenger RNA from Colletotrichum phormii, 6825 nucleotides. Its product is annotated as ATPase. The transcript is spliced from 7 exons. Bases 1 to 6825 code for a protein of 2274 amino acids. The record is from RefSeq and is a predicted model, not a curated record. NCBI's taxonomy places the organism in Eukaryota, Fungi, Ascomycota, Sordariomycetes, Glomerellales, Glomerellaceae. Gene Ontology annotation, molecular function: ATP hydrolysis activity; ATP binding; helicase activity.
AUGAUCCCAAGUAGUAUUGAUCCUGCUCGCGCCUCCCGUCUAUUGAAGGUCUUCAGGGAUGUCACCAAAGGCGGCAAAGCAAUUUCCACGGCCGGCGAAGCACGUCUGUUCCUCGAGGCUGUUCGAACGAACGCCUCUCCCGCUGCCUGCCUGGAGAUCAUCACGGCUACCGAAGUUGCACGCAAUGCCAUUAGCAACAGCAUCCGCAUCGAUUCGUCAAUCUCUUUCAUACGAGCACACGUCUUUCCGUUCAUCGUUUAUUUUAGCGACCCUGGGGUGAAGAUGGUGUAUGGUGGCCAACUCCUUCAUCAAGUCCUACUCCUCAUCGCCCACCCCCCAGUCCUUUGGGGAAACCUCUUGAAUGCUUUCCGAGAGUCGCAACUCACCGAAGAUGAGCUUCAAGUCUUUGCGUGGCUCUGCCUCGAGCUUGCUAGUCUACCUGACAGCGCACUCGAUAAUAUCGUCAAGGAAAUGUCCAUCGCCUUGAGCCAGAAGCAGUUUCAGGAGGCUCGCAACCACGGGACUCGCGAGCUCAUCUACAGAAUCAGAAAGGUUCUUGCUCUCAGGUUGGCGUCUUCGGGCGACGAGAAUCUUGAGGCAGCUGGUGGUCGCCAUGACAACGACUUUUCGAACUUUCGGGAUGUUUCGAUCUUUCCAACCAGUGAUGAAUUCUACUCCAAUGCAAAGCCUUUCUACCGAACGGCAGCCGAGGUUGCUACUGCAGAUCACCUCCAGCGACCGCGAUUUCAUCUGGAUAACCAGUUCCGUCUUCUCCGUGAGGACAUGCUGGGCGAACUCCGUGAUGAUUUGAAAGUAGCCAUUGGAAGAAAGAAGAGCAAGAAGAGGGCCCAGAUAUUUUCGGGAUUGUUGCCCAUCGAAAUUGACACCGGAGAUGAGAGGCGAAGUCAUGCUUGUGCGGUCUCGCUUACAUGCUUCGGGGGACUGGAGUUCAUGAAGAAGCUAUCAUCGACCAAGUGCAAGGCCUUCUUCGACGAUAAUAGGAACUUCCUUCGACACCAGUCUUUCGGAGCCUUAUGUGGCGAAGAUCACAUUGUAGCGUUCGCGUUCUUGCUACGGGACGUGGACCAAUUGCUGAAGAAGCCUCCGGUCAUUACUCUGCAGUUCACCAGCAGCGAAGCCACUGCAAGAGCUUUGCAGGCACUUAAGCCGUCAAACAACCUCAAAUUCAUUCUUGUAGAUACUCCGGUGUUUGCAUAUCAGCCCGUUCUGGAGUGCCUCCGAGAAAUAACAGAGUUACCACUCGGAGAGAGCCUUCUGCGGCUUCCUACUGAUGAGACAAACCGGCCACAGGGCUCACUUCAGCAAUCCUCUUACGUCCAGGAGUAUGUCAGGCGACUAGAAAAGCUACUGAAAGAGGAAUCGCGUAGCCUUUCCUUAGGCAUGCAGACCUUUCGUCUCGAUGAUUCCCAGGUUCAAUCAUUACUGCAUGCGUUACAGAGCCCUGUGACACUCAUUCAAGGCCCUCCUGGAACCGGCAAAUCGUUUGUUGGCGCUCUGGCAGCAAAGAUACUGCUUGGAGACCCGGAAAAACGGAUUCUAGUGCUUAGCUAUACCAACCAUGCACUGGAUCAGUUUCUCGAAGAUCUGAUGGAAAUUGGCAUCUCGUCCGGUGAUAUGGUUCGCUUAGGAUCGAAGUCGACCGACGCAACUUCGGGGCUGUCAUUAGAGAAGCAGUUGCGAAGCUAUGCCUAUCGUCGGAAUAAUGCAACGUGGGAACACAUCAACGGCAUGAAGACAGAGAUGUAUGAAGUUCGGAUUGAGAUUGAAGCAGCAUGUGCCCUUCUCGUCCGGGAUAAGGUUGGGUCUUUAGAGGUCUUGAACUUCCUCGAGUUUUCCGACGACGAUCAGACAUUCUACGAAGCUUUUCUGUUACCCGAGCAAGAGAGAGGGUUCCAACUCGUAGGUAAGGACAAGGGCGUCAUGGGCCCCGACUAUCUACUGGGACGCUGGAUUACGGGGCAAGAUGCCGGCGAACUCUGGCACUUCGUAUCGUCCGAAAGCCAGGAUAUCUGGCACUUGUCAAAGACCCAGAGAUCUGUCCACGUCCAACGAUGGGUUGAUUGCAUUCGAAAGGAAAGGAUCGAAUCAGUGCAGAACUUGAUCAAGAGGUUUGACGAGGCCCAGGAGCAAGUGGAGAGAAUAUUUAGCGAGUCCAAAUCUUCUUUCAUGCAAACGAAGAAGAUCAUUGGAUGCACCACGACCGCGGCUGCCAUGUACAAGUCGCUGAUUAAGGCUGCCAAGCCCGAUGUCGUUUUGGUUGAAGAGGCUGGCGAAAUUCUCGAGGCUCAUGUUCUGACUGCUCUGCACAGCGACACGAAGCAGCUCAUAUUAAUCGGGGAUCAUAAACAACUGCGGCCCAAGAUCAAUAACUACGCGCUGAGUGUCGAAAAAGGAGACGGCUUCGACCUCAAUCGCUCGCUCUUUGAACGACUGAUUCUCCAGGGACACGACCACGUCACGCUCCAAAAGCAGCAUCGCAUGCAUCCCGACAUCUCGGAUCUUGUCCGGCAGAUGACGUACCCAGAUCUAUUGGACAGUGACAAAACCAAGGAUCGGAAGCCGCCCAAAGGAUUUCAAGGAAGAGUCAGCUUCGUUAACCACAGCCAUCCAGAGGACCUGGCCAGUAAUAUCGCCGAUCGCCGCGAUGUUGGUGUCGUCUCCAGCAGGAGCAAUCUCUAUGAAGCGCGAAUGGUUCUGAAGUUGGUAAAAUACUUCGGACAGCAAGGAUACGGCACGGAAAACCUGGUCGUUCUCACGCCCUAUCUGGGACAACUACGCCUGCUCAGAGAAAUCUUGGGUUCCGAGAACGACCCCUUGCUUAACGAUUUGGAUUCGUUUGAGCUCAUUUGUGCGGGACUCAUGACUGCCGCCGCAGGAAAAGUACCAGACGGAUCAGGAUCAGGAAGAAUCAGACUCUCAACCAUCGACAACUACCAGGGUGAAGAGAGCGACAUCGUCAUUGCUUCCCUCACCAGGAGCAACAACAACGGCGACAUCGGCUUCAUGAAGGCGCCUGAGCGUCUCAACGUUCUGUGUUCCCGCGCAAGGGAGUGCCUCAUUCUCAUAGGCAAUAUGGAGACCUUCAUGGCAUCUCCGCACGGCAAAGCAGUCUGGCUGCCUUUCUUCAGCUUAAUGAAGGAGAAGAACUAUCUACAUGAUGGCUUCGCAAUACGCUGCCAAAAACACCCUGAACGAACUGCACUGCUCACAGAACCAGAUGACUUUGAUACAAAGUGCCCUGAUGGUGGCUGUGACAAGGCUUGCAACGCCACGUUGUCUUGCAACAUACAUAAGUGCCUGCGGCGUUGCCAUAGACUCAGUGAUCACAGCAAGAUUCGUUGUCAUACAAGGCUCGCAAAGCACUGCGACAGAGGGCAUGAGUACAGCGUAGACUGCAACAACCAGGAUCAGAAAUGUGCUGUAUGCUUCAGGGAGGACGAGGAUACUCGAAGGCGCUUGAAACGCGACUUACAGAUGGAAAUGAAACGCAACCUUGCCCAAAAUAAAUACGCUCAAGACUUACAAAAGGUAGACGACGACUUGGAUCGCGAGAGAAGACUGAUAAAGAAUGAACAAGAGGAUCAGAAGCGGAGCAAGACUCUAAAAGAACACAUGGAAGAACUGAAAGCUCUCCAGCAGACUAGAGUUCGUGCUGAGGCAAUGAAGGCCAACCGAGAACCCCCAAAGAGUGUUCCGGGUGCUUUCCCGGAUGGAAGAAAACCUACGGCGAGUCCAGUUCUGAAAGCUGGAAGCGCAGAGGAAGAGUGGCAAAACUUGAAGACGAAAUUCGAAGCUAGCAGCAAUGCAAUGGAUCAACUCAUGAAGAUGAUUGGGCUCGAGAGCAUCAAAGAGAAUUUCCUCUCUAUAAAGUCCAAAGUCGACACGGCGGUGAGGCAGGGGAUUUCACUGUCAACGGAGAGGUUUGGCUGUUCUCUCUUGGGAAACCCCGGAACAGGCAAGACCACCGUAGCACGGAUCUAUGCCAAGUUCUUGGUGUCGGUGGGUGUCAUAGCCGGCAGUCGCUUCGAAGAGAGAUCUGGUUCGAAGUUGGCGUCUUUGGGCGUGCCUGGCUGUCAGAAGCUGUUAGAUGACGUUUUGAAUGACGGCGGCGGAGUGAUCUUUAUCGACGAGGCAUAUCAACUCUCCUCAGGUAAUAAUCCCGGUGGCCGCGCAGUUCUUGAUUUCCUGCUCGCGGAAGUUGAGAAUUACACCGGCAAGAUUGUGUUCGUUCUCGCUGGGUACAGUAAACAGAUGGAGUCCUUUUUUGCGCACAACCCUGGAUUUCCGAGUCGGUUCCCGAUUACGAUGAAGUUUGAAGACUACGACGGCGACGAGCUUCUGAAGAUCCUUCAGUACCAGAUGGACAAGAAGUAUGGAGGCCGCAUGAAGUGGGAAGAUGACCUCCACCUCCGCAUCGCAUGUAGUAGACUUGGUCGAGGGCGCGGAAAGGAGGGAUUUGGCAACGCACGAGCAGUCGAGAAUCUUCUUUCCAACGUGUCUAGUCGGCAGGCGAAUCGAAUUCGAAAGGUUCGUCGAGGUGGGGCAAGCCCAGAUGAUCUCCUUUUCACGAUGGAGGAUUUGGUUGGGCCGGAACCUUCAGUUGCCCUCGGGCACAGUAAAGCUUGGAUUGAAUUGCAGAAACUGAUUGGACUUGGUUCAGUCAAAGAAUCAGUCCGAGCCUUGAUCGAAAGCACCCAGACAAAUUAUGUCCGCGAGCUGGCAGAGGAACCCAUUAUCGAGUACUCGCUCAACAAAGUCUUCCUCGGCUCGCCGGGAACGGGGAAGACCACCGUGGCGAAGCUGUACGCACAGAUCCUCGUUGAUCUAGGUCUCUUAUCGAAUGGAGAGGUGAUCGUCAAAAACCCUGCAGACUUCGUAGGUGCUGUCCUGGGAGCCUCCGAGGCCCAGACCAAAGGCAUACUGGCGUCGACCGUCGGGAAGGUUCUCGUCAUCGAUGAGGCUUACGGACUAUAUGGAGGCAGUAGCUCAUCUGGGGGCAGUUCUGACCCCUACAAGACUGCCGUCGUAGAUAGCAUUGUUGCCGAGGUCCAAAGCGUUCCAGGAGAAGAUCGAUGCGUGCUCCUCCUGGGUUACAAGGACCAGAUGGAGGAGAUGUUCCAGAACGUCAACCCGGGCCUGAGUCGACGGUUUCCAUUGUCUUCCGCCUUCGUCUUUGAAGACUUCGACAAAGCAGAGAUGCAGAGAAUCCUGGACCUCAAACUCAAAUUACAAGGAUUCUCUGCUACCGACCAGGCCAAGCAAGUCGCUUCAGACAUGCUCGAAAGGGCGCGCAAUCGACCGAACUUUGGCAACGCCGGAGAAGUGGAUAUUCUACUAAACGACGCAAAGGCACGUCAUCAGCGACGAUUGACCGCCAAGGAAAGUCAUCAAGUCUCCACGCUCGAAGCGCUAGACUUUGACCAAGACUUUAAUCGCGCGGAACGGAACGAGACCAAUGUUGCAAAACUCUUCGAGGGGACCGUCGGUUGCGAGAAGAUUGUCGCUACGCUCGAGGGAUAUCAGGAGACUGUACGUUCCAUGAAGGCACUGGACAUGGACCCAAAAGAGAGUAUUCCUUUCAACUUCCUCUUCCGCGGCCCCCCGGGCACGGGCAAGACCUCAACAGCGAGAAAGAUGGGCAAAGUCUUCUACGACAUGGGAUUCUUGGCCAAGGCAGAAGUUAUUGACUGCUCUGCAUCCGAUCUCAUCGGCCAAUAUGUCGGCCAGACUGGCCCCAAAGUGCAACAACUCCUGGAUAAGGCUCUCGGAAAAGUGCUGUUCGUUGAGGAAGCCUAUCGUCUUGCCGAAGGACAGUUCGCCAAAGAGGCGAUUGAUGAGGUUGUCGACUCGGUGACGAAGGACAAGUACAAGAACCGCCUUGUGAUAAUAUUGGCUGGCUACGACGAAGACAUCAAUCGACUGCUUUCAGUGAACCCGGGCAUGUCAAGUCGGUUCCCAGAAGUCAUCGACUUCCACAGCCUUAGCUCCGAGAGUUGCUAUGAGCUUCUGCUGCAGCUUCUACUCAAGAAGAAGCGAUUCCUCGACAGCAAGAAAGCAUCUAACAACCUCGACUUGGCUUGCUUAUCAAACCCAUCGUCCGAUUUCCAGAGAGAAGUCAUCGGCAUAUUUCACGCGCUCACUGCAACCGUCGGCUGGGCCAGCGCUCGAGAUGUUGAAAGCCUCGCCAAUUCGAUUCUCAGCAUCGCGAUCAAGUCUUGUCGCGACGGACAGGUAAUGAUCGACGAAGAUCUUGUGAAGAAGGAAUUUCUCAGGAUGCUUGAUGAGCGCGAAAGCCGGGGACAGCAGGCGGGGACCAUUCGUGGCAUGCCCAAGCUCGAGCAAUUAUUCCAGCAGAUGCCACCCCCUCCUCAAACACGAAGCAUGCGAACAGUGGCACAUGAACAAACCACGGCUGAAGCCACAGACGAGGAAGCAGAACCCACACCUCCUGAGAGUCCGGUGGCGGAGGUCAGUGACGGGAGCUGGAAAGCAACACGCGACGCUGGUGUCAGUGAUGAGGUUUGGGAACAACUGGAGAAGGACAAGAAGGCUCAAGAAGAAAAGAAUACCAAAUAUCGAGACAUGCUCGAGAAAAAGCGCAGAGCAGUUGGUGCUGCUAGGGAGGCAAUUCUCAAAGAGCUUAUCGAGGAGGAAGAGCGGCGAAAGAAAGAAGAGGAGCAGCGUAAGAAGGCCGCGAUGAUGGGUCGAUGUCCCAUGAAUUUCGCUUGGAUCAAGCAGAGUGCUGGUUUCCGGUGUGCGGGAGGUUCACAUUUCAUUUCUGAUGAGGAGAUUAUUUGCACCUGA